GCUGUAGCAGUGGUGCCUGGGGCUGGCCUGGGCAUGUAGACGGAGCCUGAGCUGGACAGAACAAGCCAGUGUGGCAGUGGCAUCGGCAGCAGGCAGCCCCUGACGCUCCUGUGAGUUGAAGAAAAGGGAUCUUUAUGCCUUCCAGAAGGAAGCUCAUUCUGCAAGGCUGAGGAAACAAAGGGAAGAAUUGUGUGUCACUCUAGUCCAGACGGCUCAAACCAACAAGGAAGAUACUGAAGAAAGAGACACCUGGGACAUCCAUCAGUGGAUUCACCAGAGGUCAUGAUGAAAAGCCAGUAGUUUGGUUCCCUGCAGCCCACUGGGGAUGGUAUGGUGCCUUUCUCACUUCUAAGGUCCCAUCUUUCCUCUGCCAUAAGGAGUCUACCAAAGGCCGCGCACAUCAGAAACACAUCCAGCAUGACUGAAGGACUCCAACCAGCUAGUGUGGUGGUCCUACCCAGAUCCCUAGCAGCAGACUUUGAGAGCUUCUGCCAGGCCAAUCAUGGUCCCCUGCCCCUGCUGGGCCGCUGUGAGCCAGAGAAGGUGCUGCCUCACCUGAGCACUGUUCCAGGCAUAAGGACCGCCUGUCCGCAGUUUCAGAAAUACGAGUUUGGUGCCUGCACAGGCAUCCUGGCCUCACUGGAAGAGUACUCAGAGCAGCUGGAAGACAUGGUGACCUUCAUCCUGGACUGCAGCUUCUCCAUAGAUGAGGCCUUGGAGCAGGCAGGGAUCCCCAGAAGAGACCCAGCAGGUCCCAGUCUUGCAGGAGCAUACAAGACAGCAGUGCCAUGUGCCGCCAUUGCUGGCUUCUGCUGCCCUCUGGUGGCCACAAUGAGACCCGUUCCCAAGGACAAGCUGGAAAGACUCUUGCAGGCCACUCACUCCCUGGGAGGACAGCAAGGACAGCCCAUCCACAUCGGCGACCCAGGACUUUUGGGAAUCAAGGCAAUUUCCAAACCCGACUAUGGGAAUUAUGUGGAGUGUCGGCCCGGGGACGUCCCAGUGUUCUGGCCUUCAAAGCUGACCAGUCUGGAAGCAGUCAGCAGCUACAAGGCUCCACUGGCUUUCACCAGCACUCCAGGCUGCACUGUGAUGAUCCUGAAGGACACUGUGUCUCCAGCCAGUUGUCUGACUCCAGAGAUGGUUCCAGAAGUCCACGCCAUAUCCAAAGACCCUUUGCAUUACAGCAUAGUGUCAACCACUGCUGUUCAAAAGAUCAGAAAGCUAGAGUCCAUAAUCGCCAUAGACCCAGGUAACCGGGGGAUCGGGCACCUGCUCCGUAAAGAUGAGCUGCUGCAGGCUGCUCUGUCACUGUCCCAUGCCCACUCAGUGCUAGUCACCACCGGAUUCCCCACGCACUUCAAUCAUGAGCCCCCAGAGGAGACAGAUGGCCCACCGGGGGCCAUUGCUUUAGCUGCCUUCCUGCAGGCUCUGGGGAAGGAGACCUCCAUGGUGGUAGACCAGAGAGCCUUGAACUUGCACACAAAGCUUGUUGAAGAUGCCAUUAAACAAGGUGUUCUGAAGACGCAGAUCCCCAUAUUAACUUACCAAGGCGGGUCAGCGGAAGAUGCUCAGGCAUUUUUGUGCAAAGAUGGGGACCCCAAGUCUCCUAGAUUUGACCAUCUGGUGGCCAUAGAGCGUGCAGGAAGGGCUGCCGAUGGCAAUUACUACAACGCGCGGAAGAUGAACAUCAAGCACUUAGUUGAUCCCAUUGAUGACAUUUUCCUUGCCGCACAAAAGAUUCCUGGAAUCUCAUCAACUGGAGUGGGUGAUGGAGGCAAUGAGCUUGGGAUGGGCAAAGUGAAGGAGGCCGUGAAGGAGUACAUAAGAAAUGGAGACGUCAUUGCCUGUGACGUGGAAGCUGACUUUGCUGUCAUUGCUGGUGUUUCUAACUGGGGAGGCUAUGCCCUGGCCUGCGCACUAUACAUCCUGAACUCCUGUGACAUCCAUGAGCGUUACCUCAGGAAGGCAAUCGGGCCUUUCAGGGUAGCUGGGGAGCAGAGCUGGACUCAGGCCCUGCCAUCUGUCACUAAGGAAGAAAAAAUGUUGGGCAUCCUGGUGCAGAACCAAGUCCGGAGUGGAGUGUCAGGCGUCGUGGGCAUGGAAGUAGAUGGGCUGCCUUUCUAUGGUGUUCACGAUGAGAUGGUCCAGAAGCUGGUGGAUGUCACCACAGGGCACAUGUGACCAGUGUGUUCUGUGCAAAGUCCCUUCCCAAUGACCAGCCUGUGUCUAGGCAGGAGGUCCAGAGGCAUUGAUAGCUCUAACCGCCCCUCAUCCUGGCUUCUUCAGGCCACCCCAGCGGUCUGCUGUGUUGUUUUUCUUUUGUAGCUGUUGCUGUCUUUUAAGCUACAGCUAUCUAUUCAGCAACUGCAGCUCUGCCGCUCCCAGCAAUGGCUAGGUGGUAAGGAUACAAGAGCAGAAGCCUGAGGGAAUUCUGUUCCUUCAGGCAUGACUCUUCCAAAAAUACUAAGGAAACGUAUUUAAAUCUGUCCCACUACCUCAAAGGUUGAGGUAGAACCCUGCUUCCCAGAGAGGCUGCAUAGCAAGCAGUUCACCUCUUCAUCUCCCAAGAAGUCCUCGUGCUUUUUCUCGCCGCCCCCCUCCUCCCUACAACUUCCUGUCAGCUAGUUGCUGAUCCAGCCUCCUGACAGCAGGUGAAUUUUAUUUAAUCAAACACACCUUUGCAUCAUUAAAUAAAUGCUCCAGAGCAUAAGCAAAAAUAACACACCUUAAAAUCAUAUUCUCCAACACUGCUCUGAGAAUCUUUCUGCCUGCUACUUAAGAAAUAAUGUGUGAACAGUUAACUGUAGAGCAGAGCAUAAGAAUAGGCUUUGCCACGACCUAGGCUAAUUAAGAAAGGCUAAAUUGCCCACACAUGGAGUGUUGGGUUAAAACCCUGAGGCUUUGCACUCACCAUAACCAGCAAAACACUUAUGCCUUUGAAAUAUGUUCUUUUUCUAAUAGUUUUCCAUUUACUGUUUGAGGGGAUCCACCACAAGUUCCCUUCAGCCAUCACACCCAGCGUCCCUCACUUCCAUUCACCCCAUUUCUUACACAUCUGUCCCAUCUGCUUACUCCUAUCACUAGCCAGAUUCUUUGCCCUCUUUGUGUGAGAAGGAAGCCAUAUUUGCCUGUAGAGCCCAAAGGUGAGCCAGACCUGCCCAGAGCUCAGGCAGAUGAGCUCAUCCUGAUUUUGGACCACCUCCAACCCCCAUUCCUCAGCAAAAUCAGAAACUGAGCCACUGACCAUACCCCUUAUACACUUGUGUAUCAGGAUAGCAAUUUGUGUGGGACCUGAACCUACUAAGUGUUGUUUCUUUAAAUGUGUCUGGUAUGGUUCUUUAAGGGACAUUCAUUGUGAAGAAGGAAGACAUGGUAUAGAUUUUACACUCCAAUAAAACAUAAGUGUAAAGAGAAAA
Messenger RNA from Mesocricetus auratus (golden hamster), 3419 nucleotides. It is a transcript of the gene Dglucy, whose product is annotated as D-glutamate cyclase. NCBI's taxonomy places the organism in Eukaryota, Metazoa, Chordata, Mammalia, Rodentia, Cricetidae. Gene Ontology annotation, biological process: glutamate metabolic process. The transcript is spliced from 14 exons. Gene Ontology annotation, molecular function: D-glutamate cyclase activity. The coding region runs from base 331 to 2184 and encodes 617 amino acids. The record is from RefSeq and is a predicted model, not a curated record.